UGGAAUUAUAAAACACAACCUGAAAAUAGUUCGCAUUGAGAUUUGGUGGUGACGACCAACGCUACGCGACGCGACGGUGACGCGACAAAGCAUUAUGCAGUUUAUUAAUAAAUAGGGUGUCGGUUUAUUAUACUUCAAUGUUUACCUCCUUUUCGAUGAUGCAAGCAAAAGAUAAAAUGACCACCAAUUUCCCUGCCACUGGUCCAGCCCACCACGAAGCGAUUAAGGACCAACAACGGCAACGAAGCGAACUGAAAGAUGACUACGACCACGAAAAUGUCGAAAUUGAAUACGUAAUCGAAAAUGUCCUCUUCGAACGUCAGGAACAGGAACAGCACCAUCAUCAGCAUCAGCACAUGCAACCAUCAUCUGAUACCAUUGAAUAUGUUGAAUAUGAAAGUCUUUCAGAUGCAUACAAUUCGUUUCUCCUGAACUCUUGCUCUUGUGCGAUGACGACGAUGACGAAUAAUACGUCGUCGUCGUCGAGUACAUCAUCAUCUGUAGAAUCGGGAACGUCAGGAGAAAGUGCCUGUGGCACUUACGCAACAUGCCCACAUGGUGGCAAUUACAUUUCAUCACGCACCGAACUUGUCCUUAAUCCAGAACGCCAUAGCAAGGAUCUCAUAUAUGAGUGUUCGGUUUCUUGUAAAUGUGAUCCGGCUUCCUGUGACAACCGGCUUGUCCAGUUCGGGCCUCGUGUGGGCUUAGAGAUAAUUGCCUCGAAACUGCUGCAUAAACAAUAUGCCUUGCGAACCAAUGCUCCCAUUCCACGUGGAGCGUUUAUUUGUGAGUAUGCUGGUGAGUUACUUACUCGAACAGAAGCCCAACGAAGAAUGAAGGACUACGAACGUCGCCGUCGUCGGGUGGAGCACGGAGGAGUCGUCGAUGUUUCAGAACCGAUGGAUUGCAAUAAAAUGAAUUAUGUUCUCUGUCUGAAUGAAUAUUCAUUAGAUGGUGAAAAUGCAUCAACCUCUACCUCUACCUCCACCUCCAGUGCGACUACAAGGACCAAGUCCUUGCAACAGACGUUUGUUGAUCCACGUCUCCGAGGAAAUAUCGGAAGGUAUCUGAAUCACAGUUGCCAACCAAAUUGUGAGAUAUUAAGCGUCCGCGUGGAUUGCCCGAUACCAAAAAUAGCAAUUUUUGCCAAACGAGAUAUCCAAGCCGGAGAAGAGCUUUGCUUUCAUUAUGGCAAUGGUGGAGGUGGGGGCUUGAACGUUGAUAGAGGUGGCGUCGGCGUCGGUGGCGGUGGUGUGCAUCAAAGUAAAAACGAUGCAAAUGCUAUGCAAGUAAAUAAGUCGACUCCUUGCCUCUGUGGAUCUAACAAUUGCGAAAAUUUUCUGCCGAAUUUGGAAUUCUGACAUUUUGAAAAGUGAGUUUUUGAAAUAAUUAAGCAGGAACCAGGACAACGAAGACGGCGGCGCGGCCUGUUGAUGUUGCCGACGAAGGGAACGAGGAAAUUAUGUGAUGGAUGCAUUUUCGUUAAAUUAAAGAAAAGUUUGCUCAUCUCAUCAACGCGGCUCACGGUCGCGGCGGAAUUUAAAAGUACACGGAUUUUUCAUUUGAAAUUGUAAACAAAAUUUGUGAAGUAUUUAAACGUUUUAUUUUUUCAAUUUUUAUUUUUUGUAUAAUAAAAUGGAAAGAA
Molecule: messenger RNA, 1645 nt
Organism: Eupeodes corollae
Lineage: Eukaryota; Metazoa; Arthropoda; Insecta; Diptera; Syrphidae
Product: probable histone-lysine N-methyltransferase set-23
Exons: 3
Coding region: 138-1361 (407 amino acids)
Cellular component (GO): nucleus
Molecular function (GO): histone H3K9 methyltransferase activity; protein binding
Source: RefSeq, a predicted model, not a curated record